GUUUACCGCGAAACAAUUUGAUUCGUUAAUAUUUUAUAUUAACUUCCCUUGUAUUUUACCAGAUAGCGCUCUCGUUGAAACAUUUUUUUUCUGCUUUAUUAGUAUACUUGCACGUAUAUUUAAAGGUAGUGAAGUUUCAUAGAAGAUAAAAGAGUUAAAUUGUUUAUUCCUAAAAAAUGUCAUUAGAAUUUGGAAGAAAUCAAUUAUAUCCGAUGCACGUUAAUGCACGCGUCUCUCCUCAUGUGUUUACAGCGAUACAAAAUGUCAAUAUCAAAGAAUUAUCAAAAUGUUCGCAUAAGGAAAUUCGUCCGAUUUUACCAUGUUUGGUUAGAAUGAGUCUUAUUACUCCUUUAGAUAUAACAAAAGAAUGCGUCGAAGCUAGAAAAGAAGUUUUAUCAAUAUUAUCUGGUAUUGAAUCGGUUAAUUCUAUUAUUGCGUUACUUUCAAUCGAUUUUCAUGCAUUAGAAACUGACGUACGCAAAGAACAACAAUUAAGACAAAAAUUGGGAAGCAUGCAAGCGGACAGUGUAUUGGCGCAAUCAUUGCAGAGCGGCCUUGCAUUGGAAUUUGAGAGGAGUGAGUCUACGCGCAGAAUACGUUUGGUAUUAAGCGAAAUUUUAUUCAUAAUGUCGCAAAUACAAGAAUUUAGGAAGAAUCAAGACUUUCAGAUAAAGCAAUCUGACUUAUUCGACAAUGCUGUAUAUAUGGAAGAAAUUAGUUAUGUCAUAUGUAUCGCACUAGCCGAAUUGCCAACACUUUUGUCGAUAUUGGAUAUAACAGAGACCCUUUUACAUGUGAAGCAUGGUCCACAUAUUAUUUGUUGGAUCGUAGCUAAUAAUCCUGAUAGUUUUUCCGAAGUCUGUGGACAUUUGAUAGCUAAUGGAGAACGCCAAGAGGAAUCAGCAUUGGGAAGAAUUAGAACGUCGACGCUUACAAUGUUAUGCGAAAUGAAUCCAAGUCAAGCAUUUGCUAUAAGAGCAAAGUGUGUAGAAUUUUGUAGAAUGCCAGCACUAGCAAUUACUUUAAGUUUAGAACAUGAGCAUGCUAAUGUUUUACAACCAGAAAGCGAUAUUGUUGCAUUUAUAUCAGGCUUAUUACUUGGCAGUGACCAGCAAGUUAGAACAUGGAUAGCAAUGUUUAUAAGAAAUGGACAAAAAAGAAAAUGGGAGUCUCAUACGGCAUUGCAACUAUUGAGAGAAGAACUACUCAGAAGAUUACAAGCUAUAGCUUUACAUAGUACAGAUAGCCAAUUGGAUGAGUCGCAAGUUGUUCAAGCAAGCGCAUUAUUAAGACUUUAUUGUGCUUUGAGAGGUAUAGGAGGUAUUAAAUUUCAAGAUGACGAAGUUUCAAUGAUAGUUCAACUUUUAACGUCCCAUCCUCCACCAUCACCAGCUGGAGUAAGAUUCGUAUCUCUAGGACUUUGUAUGCUUAUAGCUUGUCCUUCUUUAAUUGGGCAUCAUAGUCUUGAAAAGCGUAGUAUCGAAUGGGUACAGUGGCUAGUUCGAGAAGAAGCUUAUUUUGAAAGUGCUAGUGGUGUGACUGCUAGUUUUGGAGAGAUGCUUCUUUUAAUGGCAAUUCAUUUCCACAGCAAUCAAUUGUCGGCUAUUUGUGAAUUGGUUUGUGCGACAUUGGGCAUGAAAAUACCUAUUAGACCGAACAAUCUAACAAGAAUGAAACAAAUUUUUACCCAAGAAAUUUUUACAGAACAAGUAGUAACUUCUCAUGCCGUCAAAGUACCAGUAACCGCUAAUUUAAAUGCAACUAUUCCUGGAUUUUUACCUGUACACUGUAUACAUCAAUUAUUAAAAUCAAGAGCAUUUGCAAAGCACAGAGUACCCAUCAAAAAUUGGAUUUAUCGACAGAUGUGCGACAGCGUACCACCUCUACAUCCGGUUUUACCAGCUUUAGUCGAAGUCUAUGUUAAUUCUAUUUUAGUAACAAAUAACAAAACGUCUGAGCAUACAAAUAAGCCAAUUACUGAAGACGAAAUAAGAAAAAUAUUUCAAAAUAGCGUAUUCGGUGCUAAUUUCGAUUUUAAAAAGAAUCUAAUGGAUAUUGUCGAAGGAGAAAUGAAUAAUAUGGACAUUGACACGUUAAAACCUUCGCUAACAUCUCAAUUGUUAUUGUUAUAUUAUUUGUUACUUUAUGAAGAUGUUAGAUUAUCCAAUAUGCAUAUAUUUAUAUCACAAGGUAGAAAAGUGAAGUCAUACUCUACCGAAUUUUUAUCUGAACUACCGAUAAAGUAUCUACUUCAGCAGGUACAAAGAGAUCAAGUGAAUUAUGCUGGUUUAUUCUCACCUCUUCUUAGACUACUAGCAACUCACUUUCCACACCUGUCUUUGGUAGAUGAUUGGCUUGAUGAUGAGAUGAUUAACAUAGAUUCUCCUACUGUAAAUUAUGAAAGUACAAAAAUUACUGAUAUUUCUAUUGUUGAAGCAUUCAGUCAUAUUAAUAAAUGUCCAUCAAGAACAGGAAGAUUGUUGCGACAAUUAAUGGCUAUGAAGCCAACAGAUAUUUGGCCGCAUACGGAAAUAAUAAUACAUUAUUUUAAAGCUAUACUCGACGACAGGGUUCCAAGAUAUAUACAAGAACUUUAUAAACAAGUAUGGCUAAGAUUGAAUACCGUUUUACCAAGAUGUUUAUGGGUUUUAUCUAUAAAUACACUAUUAGUUGAAAACAUGGUAGUUAAGAAUAUAUUUCUUACGCAAGAAAAUAUUGUAUUAGAUCCAUUACAAGUAUUACGUUGUGAUACAAGAGUUUUUAGAUGCGCACCUGUCUUAUCAGUAAUUUUAAGGAUUUUACAAGCAGUAUUGGCUGCAUCGAGAUCUCAACUAUCCAGACAUACGCAAGAUAGACCUUUAACAGAGAAAGUUGGUCAAUUGUCAAGUGAAACAGAAAGAGAAGAUUUGAAGACAGCUUUAAUAGCAGGUCAAGAAAGCGCUGCUGUACAAAUUUUAUUAGAAGCAUGUUUGGAAACUAAACAAGAUAGACAAAUUCCUGGACAGAUGUGGUCUUUGAGAGAAAUACGAAGUGUUAUUUGUUCGUACCUACAUCAAAUAUUUAUAGCCGAUCCUUCUUUGGCCAAAUUAGUCCAUUUUCAGGGAUAUCCAAGAGAGUUAUUACCAAUUACUGUUUCUGGAAUCCCAUCAAUGCAUAUUUGUCUCGAUUGGAUUCCUGAAUUAUUGUCUCAACCAGAACCAGAGAAACAAGUAUUCGCUGUUGAUUUGGCAUCACAUUUAGCUAUUCAAUAUGCACUUCCAAAAGCGUUAAGCGUUUCUAGAUUAGCAAUAAAUACUCUAAUAACUUUGUUAGGAGUAUUACCUGCUAAAGAUCGAGUAUCUCUGUUUAUGCCAGUAUUACCAUCAUUGACAAGAAUAUGUCUUGCAUUUCCACCACUCGCUGAGGAUACUACAAUAUUGCUCUUACAAUUAGGUAGAGUUAAUUCUGCUCAAGCCGCUCUAGGUGACAAAUCUGCGGAUGCAUUGUGUCAAAAAGUUAAUGCAACAUUUUCUACACUGUUAUCGAAAGCCAUAUUGCAAUCUCAGAUCUAUUGAUUUUCAUUAAAAG
This is a messenger RNA of Polistes dominula (European paper wasp), 3567 nucleotides long. RefSeq names its product integrator complex subunit 2 (gene IntS2). NCBI's taxonomy places the organism in Eukaryota, Metazoa, Arthropoda, Insecta, Hymenoptera, Vespidae. The record is from RefSeq and is a predicted model, not a curated record. Gene Ontology annotation, biological process: snRNA 3'-end processing. Gene Ontology annotation, cellular component: integrator complex.